Alosa sapidissima (American shad) is the source of this 2175-nucleotide messenger RNA. It is a transcript of the gene fip1l1a, whose product is annotated as FIP1 like 1a (S. cerevisiae). Gene Ontology annotation, molecular function: RNA binding. NCBI's taxonomy places the organism in Eukaryota, Metazoa, Chordata, Actinopteri, Clupeiformes, Clupeidae. The record is from RefSeq and is a predicted model, not a curated record. Gene Ontology annotation, cellular component: mRNA cleavage and polyadenylation specificity factor complex.
AACUUCCUGUGAUCCUAACCGUGGGGUUGUCCACUGUCGGGUGAAAGGUGAACAGUGUGUUCCAUAGAAACGUGUUUGAUCUCUGUUGACUACGUUGUCAUUUAACAGCUGGAAUCCACUUUGAACAAGUGUACCACUGUCGAUUGACAUCUUUCUAACUGUUUCAUGAGAGCGCAUUUGAGCGUCACAAUUUUCAACCACUUGUCAGGCUAUUUUUGUGGGGUUCAUUUAAUUGAACGGUAUAAUGUCCACAGAGGAGACGGAAAAAGCAACCGAUAGUGGCACGGAUGACGAAGAAGAGUGGCUAUAUGGAGAUGAUGAUGAAGAACAAAGGGACAGUUGUGGGCCUGUCUUAAAUGUUACAGUGACCACGCGUCAUGACACAGAUGUACUCUCAUUGGCUGAGGGACAGGUGAAUGAUGGGAACGAUGUGGCAAAUCAGCACAAGAGUGAAGAAGAAAGUGAUAGUGAUAGUGAUGAUGAUGACGUUUGUGUCACCAUUGGUGACAUCAAGCCAGGGGGAAGUGAAAACACGGCCUUUGGAACCCCGGCUGUGAAUUUCAACACAAAGACCUCAGGAUGGACGCUUGGCUCAGGGGGCAAGAGCAAAGGUGUGGAUAUGAACGCCGAGGGGAGUGUGAAUGGAACUCCCCUGCUGGAGGUGGACGUGGAGUCCUUUGAUGAGAAGCCAUGGAAGAAACCAGGUGCGGACCUCUCUGACUACUUCAACUAUGGCUUUAACGAGGAGACCUGGAAGAUCUAUUGUGACAAACAGAGGAGGCUUCGUAUGAGUCUGGAGGUCAUGAGUUUGGGAUCAUCUAAAACUCUGGGUCGAUCAAGUCACCAUAGUGACCACUCCAAGUCUGACAGCUUCUACAUUUCGGCUUCCAGCUCGUCAAGGAGGUCGAGCAACUCCAUCAAUGUCAUCGGAGGACAGUCGGGAGCCAUCAGCCGAUUAGAAGGGCGAAGAAGACACAAUGCUGAUGGAAAUGUCAUCCAGGUGAUCUCAAAGCCGUCCUCUGAUGGUGAGAGCACGCCCACCAAGAUGCCUUUCUUCCCUCCGAACAUCCCCCCUCCCCCUCUGCCCCCUCCCCCCAGUCAUUGCUCCACCCCCUCUCUCAUCCCUCCGCCAAGGCUUCCGAUCAGUGUUCCUCCACCUGGUUUCCCUCCCCCUCCAGGUGCUCCCCCUCCCUCUCUGAUCACGUCACUGGACAGCAGCCGCUCCGGAGGAGGCUACGACGCCCGCUCCGCCCCGCCAUUCCCCUUCCCAGCAGGUGUGUACCCACCCAUGCUAGGAGGCAUGGCGUCAUGGCCAGGGCUGAUUGACAGCGGCAAGGCCUGGGAGUACUACUCCCGACGGGACAGUGCCCGGGAACGCGACAGAGAGCGCGAGAAGACCCGAGAGAGGGGACACGAGAGGGAGCGGGAGAGAGAGCGGGACCGGGAGAGAGAAAGAGAGAGGGAUAGAGACAGGGAGAGGGAGCGAGAGAGGGAGCGCAGCCACUCCUCCCCAUCACACCAAAGUGAUGAGGAACGUCAGCGUCAAAGGGACCACAGUGAGCGGGGACACGACAGGCAUCGUGAGCGGUCCAGUCGGGAGAAGGAGGAGAGACACCGAGAGAGGAGACAUCGGGACAAGGACGAGGGACGACACAAGUCCUCACGCAGCAGCAGCAGGAGGAAGAGGCACAGCAGUGAGGAGGGUCAGGUCCACAGGCGGUCCCGGCACAAACGGCAAAAACGCAGCAGCCGCGAGACCAAUGAGGAACCGCCCCGCACCAACCAGGAGAGCCAAUCAGAGGCAGCCGAGUGACAUUCCAGUCAGCAGUUCGACCAAUGAGAGAGUCCGGGAGUCACUCGCCUACCUUUGGCUCAGCCAAUCAAAGCACACGCUCAGUGCGAGCCAUAUUCUUUUUCUGUUACAUUGCCAGCUCCAAAUGAAAGUAUAAUAAGUUGAAGUGUGCGUUAUAAUUUAUAGGAGAUGAAAAGAGGGAGACGAAAAACUUGAAGAUCAUUUUUAAUUUAUUUAUUUAAUUAUAUUACUUGAGCCCUGCUCUGAUGUGCCAAAACUGUUCAGGGGUAUUUGUAAGUUAUUAAUACCUUUGUUUUACCCUUAGGAAGGAUGUAGAUUUUGUUUAAUUACAAAGAUAAUUAUUUAUAAAUGUUUUGAUUCAA